UAUGUAACUGCCCCCCCCGCCAGCCCAGCCGGUGCCAGGGUCUGGGACGGACCCAGCGCCAGCACCCAGAUUAGCUGUUCCCGCCCGGAUCCUGCUGUCCCUGGGCCACCGCCAGUCCCUGUCCCCUCCCUGUGCCCACCCCGGCCCCAGCCCCUUCCCCAUCCUGUCCCCUUCUCCCCACCUUUGGCCUCCUACAGCUCCGGCACAGAAGGGAUUCAGGAUCUUUAACCCGCCCCUCCCACCCCCUCUCCCCAAUCCCACAAGCGGGUCCCAUCCUGCUCCUUAUCUCAGAGUACUGGGCGCACUGGCAGCUGGCAGAGCUGGUGGUGCUGGCUUCUGCCAGGGGCUGGGCUGAGGUCUGGCACGCUCAGCUCACUGGUGAUGGAGGCAUCAGGGAGAGCUCCAUCCCAUCCCCAUCCCGUGGGACACCCGUGGGCAGAGCCGGUACUGGGGCAGCACAUGGCGGGGGGGGUGGGGUGGGGUGUCACAGCCAGGACACCCACAUCUCGGGGGGGGGGGGGGGCGGUGGUGGCAAAAGCUUCAGGAUGCAGAGACUGGAGUCAGGAUUCCUGGAUCCUGCCCCCCCCCAUUUCAGGGAGGGCAGAAGAGCAUCACUGCUCAGCGCAGGGCCGGAUCCGGCAGCACCGGCGCCCAGCCACGUCCCCCCGGCCCUGGGGCGCUGGCGCUAACCUGGUUAUCCACGAUGGAUGGCCACCAUCACCUCCGCGCCGGGCAGGGCCAUCGCUCACCACAGCCCCCCCCGCCCCAGCCUGGACGGGGAUAUAAGGCGGGUUUGGGGGCGGGCGGGUGCCGCCACCGCAGCCCCUCGCCAUGAGCAGCCUGGCCGCCCUCCGGGAGGGCUACGAGCGCUUCGACCCCCACGCCUACCUGCAGAACAACUACCUGCCCCCCCGGGCCGAUUUCUCCUCCGAGGAGUUCGUGGUGCCCUGGAAGCUGCGAUGCCUGGCUGAGACCUUCGCCAGCGGUGAGAUCCACGGGCGCACCCUGAUCGACGUGGGCUCAGGCCCCACCAUCUACCAGCUGCUGAGCGCCUGCGACCACUUUGAGGAGAUCGUGGCCACCGACUACCUGGCGGUGAACCGGGAGGAGCUGGGGCGCUGGGUGCGGGGGGAGCCCAGCACCUUCGACUGGAGCCCCUUCAUCCGGCACGUCUGCAAGAUCGAGGGACGCGGGGAGCCCUGGCAGGAGAAGGAGCGCCGGCUGCGGGACCGGCUGCGUCGCAUCCUGCCCAUCGACGUCCACCGGCCGGACCCGCUGGGCGCCCCGCUGCACCCGCCGGCCGACGCGCUGCUCUCUGCCUUCUGCCUGGAGGCCGUCAGCCCCGACCGCGACGCCUUCGCCCAGGCCCUGGCGCACGUGGGCUCGCUGCUGCGCCCGGGGGGCCACGCGCUGCUGCUGGGGGCCCUAGGGGAGUCCUUCUACCUGGCAGGGGCCGCCCGCCUGCCCGUGGUGCCGCUGGCGGAGGACGACGUCCGCGCGGCGCUGGCCGGCAUCGGCUUCGCCCUCCGCGACUUCCGCUCCUACGCCAUGCCGCCCGCCCUCCGCACCGGCGUGGACGACGUCGACGGCGUCUUCUUCGCCCACGCGCAGAAGCCGUUGGAGGCCUAAGGGACCCCCCGGGCGGGGAGAACCACCCCUGUCACCCCAAAAGCUGGAUUUCGUGUCCCUGACACCCCCCCUUCCCACUCCAGCCCCACUGCUGCCCUGGCUGCCCCCAAUAAAGC
Messenger RNA from Grus americana (Whooping crane), 1745 nucleotides. RefSeq names its product phenylethanolamine N-methyltransferase (gene PNMT). The transcript has 3 exons. Bases 832 to 1629 code for a protein of 265 amino acids. Gene Ontology annotation, molecular function: phenylethanolamine N-methyltransferase activity. The record is from RefSeq and is a predicted model, not a curated record. Gene Ontology annotation, cellular component: cytosol. Lineage: Eukaryota; Metazoa; Chordata; Aves; Gruiformes; Gruidae.